CUCACGUCCUCAAACAGGACUGUCUCAUGUGAAUCCUGAAAACCUUGGAAAACGAACAAAAAUCCUUAAAAAUGAACUCGAUAGCAAAGCAAGUAUCAAACUUCUUCAGACCCCCUGGGCUUGCAUGUAAUCCAUUGCGUUCAAUGCAUCAGCAAUUCCAGCAAUGGCGAGGGAUUCGAGUAAGGAUACGGAAUGGAAACCUUGAGCAAGCUCUGACUGUGAUGCAGCGUAAGAUGCAAUCAAGUGGCAUGGAACGUCUGAUAAAGCGCCAGCAGACCCACCAUGUUAAGAACUCUGAGAAGCGUGUCCUAGCUCAUAAAGCCCUGGAGCGGAGGAUCCGAUCCCAGGAGCUUGCUCGCAAGCUCCAAGCCAUCCUUGUCAAGAAAGUCAGGGGUCUUUGAGAGCUUUGUUGAGUUGCUACUUGAAGCAUUAUUUGCUAAGGCUAUUGGCAGUGUGCAACUGGCUAUUAAUUUUACAGGUUUGUUCAUGUGUGAUUCUGGAUUUCUAUUAGGAACAAACUCCUAAUGUUUCAAAUAUAUUUUUCUGCUGACCAAUGUUCUAUAUCUAAUCA
Telopea speciosissima is the source of this 571-nucleotide messenger RNA. RefSeq lists its product as uncharacterized. Gene Ontology annotation, molecular function: structural constituent of ribosome. Gene Ontology annotation, biological process: translation. Gene Ontology annotation, cellular component: ribosome. NCBI's taxonomy places the organism in Eukaryota, Viridiplantae, Streptophyta, Magnoliopsida, Proteales, Proteaceae. The transcript has 2 exons. The coding region runs from base 72 to 401 and encodes 109 amino acids. The record is from RefSeq and is a predicted model, not a curated record.